This is a messenger RNA of Adineta ricciae, 166 nucleotides long. NCBI's taxonomy places the organism in Eukaryota, Metazoa, Rotifera, Eurotatoria, Adinetida, Adinetidae. The record is from the annotation of a GenBank genome assembly.
AUGGAUUCAUUUGCAGCUGGUGCAGUCGCGGGUAUUACUGAGGUUAUCACGAUGUAUCCACUCGAUGUCAUCAAAACAAGGUCUCAGUUGAUGGUUGGCAAAAGCAUGGGAACAUUUGCUUCAUUGAGAAAUAUUGUUAAACAAGAAGGAGUAGGUCGACUUUAUC